CAAACAUGGCGUCAGUUGAUGGAAGCGGGUACCUUGUAUUGAUGGGAUCGUUAAGAACUGGAUAGAGAUAUUCCAAUAUGUCUCGGCACAAGCAAGAAUCGUGCAGCAGCCCAAUUAGUCUUCUGUCAGAGUCGACUGUUUUAAAUGAAGAUUUGGAAAAUAUCAGCUUGCUCGAAAGUGAAAUCUUUCCCAAAACUGCACAGUCGCAAGUCACAGACAAGAUAGCUCGCUUUAAUGUAGACCCAUUUCAAGUAAAGAACCGAAAGCAGAAACAAAUUGGUAAUGUUGGCCCAUCCCAAGUGAAGCCAGCUGAGGCUCGCGAGAAAGUUAACAUUGCAGAACAACUCCGAGAUCGACUGUACGACAAACCAGAAAACAGCGAUGUUCUUGUCAAUGUUCAUUUACAGUCAAAGAAGGCCUUUUGUCCAAGACCUCCAUCUGGAAAGCGGGAUCGGCGGCAAGUUCCAGGCUUCAGAACCACUCUGUUUAAAAAAGACUACGAACGACGACAAAUACAGCUGAAAGUUAAACCAUCUUCUUCCAUUGAACCCAUUCCAUGUAUUCAGAAGAUAAUGGAAAGGUCUGUUGCUGCACAUAUUACAGAAACUACUACUGUUCCUCCACUUGUCGAACCGGCCAAGAGUGAACUGACUGAUGACCAAGAUCUGCACAGCAUCAUAUUCUCAGAUACUGACAAAAUCAGUGACAGUGAAGAGAAAAGUUACGUGGUUUGUUAUGAAGAUGAUAAACUGGAUAAAGCAACUGAAGACACAGAAAAAAUAGGCGAAGAUUUAGAAAAAUCCGUUGAAGACUCAGAAACAAAUGUUUUCAUUGAAAAGAAAACACCAGAAGUGCAGUUUUCUUUUACUGAGAAAGAUAAAGAUGUGAGAUAUGUUGUUUCAGAGAGACUAAGGGAUAUUAUGAAGGACAAAAGCAGUAUGAUGUCUUUUUGUGCUCUGAGUCGACUGCCUGUUGAGGCCCCUCCAUUGUCAUACUUGAAAAAAAAUUGGUAUGAUGAUCCAGUGCUGGACAGUGAUGAUGGUUUUACGCAUCUGAUAGCAUACAGAAGUCAACUUGGCUGGGUAACAGAGAUUCCUCACCACGGCCCAUUAUGCAGGAAACAGAUGGAAGCUCUAACAAAUGAUCAGCCCAUUUCAACUGCAAUGCAAAAAUUAGUCACAUCAGCGAAAGAGGAUGAUGGUAAAUUUGUGUAUUGUGUGUUACGGAACCGAGACAACCCCCGUGCCAGAUAUGAUCCCUACAACCUGCAAGUUGUUUCUGCUGAUAAAGCGAGAUCACAGAGGAAAUACUGGACUGUCAGUGCUUCUUCUGUAACAAUGUGGACUCAAGAUGAUAAUAAUCAUGAAGAAUCGAGCAGCACUCCAGCAUUGUGGUGGCUCUGGGAGAGACGCCUUUUCUACCACAUCACCCAGCUUCCAUCGUUUGUGAAAUUCAGAAUAUGGAAAACAUUCAAAGUGUGGGUGAAAAGUAUCAGAAAAAAGAAAAAUUCUCACAGCAGAAUGGUUCUAUAUAAAUCUCUAUUUGUGGCCAAUGAAGUUCUUCAGGGAUGUUUGUUCCAUGUAAAGACUUUAUGUGAGACUGCCAAAGGCUGUGGAAAAGAUGUUGACGGUAGCAGUGUCAUCAGCCUCUUGAAACACGACCGUUCCAAAACCAUGACCCUGCAAGAAUUCACAUCUGCUCAGGUGGAACAAGGCAAACUGGCAUUGGCACAGCUUAAUGCCCUGCGGAAUAAGAUCAUCGAAGUAGCAUGGGAAUCCUGUGCAACUGUGGCAGAAAUGGAAGGUAUCACACAAGGUAUUCGAGGAGACAAGAAGGUGAAAAUUAAUAUUCCAAAAACAAAGUCUGAUACUGAUAUUGUGGUGUCUCGCAACAGACUGAAAAAACCCAAAGGACCCACUACCACUGAUGUGAGGAAAGGUGCAAGGAAAGAUAGACCUCUGUAUGCUGAGAUUGCAGAGUGGCGGAAGAUCCUCGAAAGACUGUCAUGUUUCCUCAGAGCUGUGGAUUACAUGUUGAUGGACCUGCUGCGACACCUGGUGAUGACAGCUCUGCAAGACGUACUGGAUCAUUUUGUGGCAUCUUACAACACCAGCGGCGAGGACGAUCUGGAUAGUGAUUCUGAAUCUGUGAAGACCAGUUCAAGGGACUCAUCAAGGAUGAUGGUUUUAGUUAAGAAAAAAGGACCCGUUCAACCAAAAGCUCCAGAGCUGUAUGUCAUUCCACAUUUUGAUUUUGAAAAGGCAGAGGAAAUUGAAGGUAUCCAAGACAUAGAUGAGGUUUUGUAUGAACUCAAGCACCGUGAAGAUGUGGAAGAGGUUGUAGCCGCAGUGUUCAACUUGUCUCUGGUGCUUGAUCUAAAGAUACCCAAACGUUUCAGUAUUAUGAACCGCAGAAUGUCCAAAAUCCAUAAUUCUCCACCUAUUGAAGGCACAGAGUCGCCAACAAAGAAGAAAAUUGUAAAAUUUCCUGAUGAAAAACCUAUGUCUGAUUCUGAUGAAAGUGAGUAUUCUGACUCAGACUAUGAAGACGAGUCGUCUGAUGAGGAUCUAUCCAGGAACAGAUUUGCCUAUGAAGAAAAAGAACAGGAGAUUAAACAUGUUGCAGUGUCCAAGACGUUCAUCAGUCUGUCACCAUCUGAAAUUUCCUUCAAAAAUGCUGUUUUUCAAAUUGUUGAUGGUUUUGAGAAUACAAUAGGACAAGUUGUUCCCAUGCUACGGGAGUCACGGUUGGCUGUGUUCUACUCUCCUCCGAAACAUGACAUCCACCUGCACUACGAUGAGGAGGAGGAAGAGGAGCGCCGCACGAGUAUGCAGCCGUGGCCGGACCUCGAUCUGCUGCUGCACGAAGACCCCCACUACCAGUACCUGCUACAGGAGCUCACCUCCUACAUCAACAUGGAGAUGGAACUCAUCAAACAGUUCUGUCUGAACUAUGACCAGUUUUGUCGAAUGGUUGACCAGUGUAAGUUGUUGGAUGUGGAAGAAUCCAUGAGCAAGAAGACGUGGUCAGCAGAAGAAUUCAAUCAUGUCUUGCGGUCAUACACAGACAUGAUUGCCAGGAUGAAAAACAUGGUUACCAAUCAACGCAUUGCUAUGAUUGACGUGGAUGCUAAAGGUUUCCAAGAAACAUGUCUGCCCUAUGCUGAGAAAGUUCUGGAUGCCAUUCACAAGAAAUUGCCUGUCAUUGCAAACAAGCGAAAUGAAGAUCUUCUUAAAAUUAUUAAGGGAGCAUCAAAAAGGCUUGACCAGUAUCCUUCAUCUGUGGAGGCAUUUGUGGAGCACCUGUCUUUUCUGGGUCGGAUGUCCAAUGAACUACCUGCUCUUGAGAAGGAGUUUCUAGUGGUCAAUAAAUUCUUCACCAUUGCCAGGGAGUUUCAGAUGAACAUCGAACCUGAGGAGUUGGCUCUCUAUCAGACCCUUGGACCAAGUUUCCAGCACUUGAAGACAAUGAUUCUGUACUGUGAAGCUAAAAAGGAUCAGAACAUUCGCAAGUUCAGUUCAGAUCUUGAGUCACUUGUGAUGAACAUUCAGUCUAAACUGAUGGACCUCAAGAAUCGAGUGCGCGAUCCAGACCUGCUCAACUCGGACACUAUGAUGGUUUCUGCCCUGGAGACGAUUCGGUACCUGCAAGAUGAGGUCCAGUCCCUGUCACUGAAGGCAAGAAGUUAUGCAAGUUACCAAGAAAGAUUUGGCAGCUCUCUGUCCAAGGCUAAGAAGGGUUUCAUUGGAGAGGAGUAUAUGUACACAGACACGAAGUCUGAGGAGAGUGCACAGGCGAUUGAGACUGAGUUGUCCGAAAUCGAGCGCGACCUGACCUUGCGCCGUCUGCUGUGGCAGUCUCUUGAUGAGUGGACACGGCUGGUAGAUGAGUGGACAGCAUCAUCAUUUGAUUCAGUGCCCGUUGAAUCACUGCAGAAAAAUGUCAACAAGUUUACACAGACUGUGUACAUGCUGGAAAAAGGCCUGCCCCACAAUGAGAUUCUGCCCCGACUGAAGGAGAUGGUUAUGAAGUUCAAGCAGGGCAUGCCGGUGAUCACCAGUCUGAGGAACCCAUCACUGAGGUCUCGACACUGGGAGCAGAUCCAAAGAAUCAUUAACAAGGUUAUUGCCAGAGAUAAGAGCUUCACCCUCGGAAACCUUCUCGACAUGAAUAUUUUUCAACAUAAGGAAAAGAUUCAAGACAUUUCCACCACUGCCAGCAAUGAGGCAACACUGGAGCAUAUGCUGAACAAGAUCACCAGUUUGUGGUUGAACACUGAUUUCCGAUUGUUGCCACAUGGCGGCAGAGACACAAGCAUCAUUGCAGGGGCAGAUGACAUCAUGGCACAACUGGAGGAGAGCCAGGUCACCAUAGGAACCAUCAGAGGAUCAAGAUAUGUUGGACCAAUCAAGGCACAAGUUGAAGAAUGGGAGCGAAAGCUGCAGGUGUUUUCUCGCACACUGGACGAAUGGCUCAACUGUCAGCGCAACUGGCUUUAUCUCGAGCAGAUAUUUGGCACACCAGACAUACAAAGACAAUUACCAAGUGAGUACAAGUUGUUUAGUGAGGUGGAUAAAGCCUGGAAGGACAUCAUGCGUCGCGUGGAAGAUCGGCCGAAUGCGCUGAAGUCGGCCAUAGCGCCUGGCACUCUGGAGACACUGCAGUCUGCCAAUGCUAACCUGGAAAAGAUUCAGAAGUGUUUGGAGGAUUACCUUGAGACCAAACGUCUGGUAUUUCCAAGAUUUUACUUUCUCAGCAAUGAUGAACUGCUUGAUAUUCUUGCCCAGUCUAAGGAUCCAGAAGCUGUGCAGCCACAUCUUGGUAAAUGCUUUGGCAAUGUGAAGCACUUGGCCAUUCAAAUCCUGCCACGGCAGCCACCAACAGUAACUGCAAUAACUUCAGCUGAAGGAGAAAUCAUUGAUAUGCCUCGAAAUGUCCGAGCACGAGGUCCAGUGGAACAGUGGCUUGGCACAGUAGAAUACGGGAUGUUUGAAACUGUUAAAAAACAUUUGAAACUUGGUAUGACUGAUAUUGUUGUCACUGAAACUAAGGAGUGGGUUGUCAAACAUCCUGGACAAGUUGUUCUCACUGUGACUCAGAUCGUAUUCAACAAGGACGUGUCUCAAUGCUUUGACGAGUUUGAUGUGUGUUCCGCACUGAUCGUCACGCGGAACAACAUGUUGGAACUGCUGAGUCAGCUGGCUCACCUGGUCUCGACUCACCUGAAACCAUGGCAACGGGAGAGUAUUGAGGCACUGCUGACCAUCACUGUACACGAUAGAGACAUCAUCAAAAGUCUGAUCAGCAACAAGGUGGUGCGCAGGGAGGACUUUGAGUGGAAGAAACAACUGCGUUAUGAGUGGGAUGAGCAGAGCAACAACUGCCAGGUGUUGCAGUCUAAUGCAGUGUUCCUGUAUGGCUAUGAGUACCUGGGAUGCUCGUCUCGGCUCGUUAUCACACCUCUGACAGACAGAUGCUACCUAACUCUGACGGGAGCUCUUCACCUUCACCUUGGAGGGUCCCCAGCAGGCCCAGCUGGGACCGGCAAAACAGAAACUGUCAAGGAUCUAGCAAAGGCAAUGGGAAAGCAAUGUGUCGUGUUUAACUGUUCUGAAGGGUUAGACUAUAAGAUGUUGGGGAAGUUUUUUUCUGGCCUGUCCCAGUCGGGAAGCUGGUGUUGUUUUGAUGAGUUUAACCGAAUUGAUGUGGAGGUCCUGUCGGUGGUUGCUCAACAGAUACACACCAUCAAAGCAGCCAAGGACCAGCUGGCCCCCAGGUUCAUGUUUGAGGGGCGAGACAUCAAGCUCAACCUCACAUGUGGCUUCUUUAUCACAAUGAAUCCAACGUAUGCAGGUAGAGUUGAGCUUCCAGACAACCUCAAGUCGCUGUUCCGCUCAGUGGCAAUGAUGGUGCCAGACUACGCCUUGAUAGCAGAAAUCAUGCUCUUCUCUGAAGGAUUUGUGGAGGCCAAAUCACUGUCAUACAAGAUUGUCAACUUGUAUAACCUGGCCAGUAAACAGCUGUCCCAGCAGGACCACUACGACUUCGGCAUGAGAGCCAUUAAAUCUGUCCUGGUGAUGGCUGGACAUGGUCGUAGGCGUGCUCAGCAUAAAGAUGACAACACCAUCAAAAAGCUGACUUCUGCUGAGGAAUCUUACAUUCUGAUCCACUCUCUGAGAGAUGCCAACCUGCCCAAGUUUCUGUCAGAAGAUGUGCCAUUGUUUGAAAGCAUUCUUGCUGAUUUGUUCCCAGGAGUUGUACCUCCAGAACCAGACCAGGGUGUCCUUGAAAAAGCGAUUUCAAUGGCAAUAAGAGACCAAGGUUUACAACACUGGCCAAAUCAGAUGGAAAAAGUGAAACAGUUCUACAGUCAGAUCAUGGUGCGUCAUGGUGUUAUGCUUGUUGGACCAACUGGUGGUGGUAAAACAACCAUUCGGCAGAUUCUACAGAAAACACUUGUCCUACUGCCAACCAUCGCUGCAUUGGACACCCAAGGAGCAGCAGAUUUACAAGCCAAACGGCCCAGCAUGUUUCACUCCCGCUCGAAAAAAGGCCAAGUGGAUAGCUUUCUGAUCAACCCAAAAUGUGUUAAGCUGGGUGAGCUCUAUGGGGAAACCAAUCCUACCACCUUUGAAUGGACAGAUGGCCUUAUAGCGUCGGCCACACGCAAAUUUGCCAAAGAGGAAAGUGUUAUGUCUCAAGCUAAUGAUGGACAGGAUAGAAGCGAAACGGCCAUGACUGGGAUGUCAGAAGCCACACAGCAGUCAAGUUUUAAACAAUUCAAGUUUCGUUCCCAGAACACAUAUCAGACGGACUCGAGCGCCACCAUGGAUGUGGAUCCAGCGACACCAAUGACCGAUGAUGCUGCGGCGAAGCGAGAAAUGGCCGAAGGAACUGUAACCAACUGGCACUGGCUCAUUCUCGAUGGGCCGGUGGACACGCUGUGGGUUGAAAACCUCAACACGGUGCUCGACGACUCCAAAGUCCUGUGUCUGGCCAACGGUGAGCGGAUCAGCCUGACUCCCGGCAUGCGGUUGAUCUUUGAAGUGGAUAAUUUGUCACAGGCCAGUCCCGCCACCAUCAGUCGAUGUGCUAUGGUCUACAUGGACCCUGUGGAUCUAGGUUGGCGUCCCUCUGUAAAAACAUGGUUGCAGCAUCUCCCGAGAGACUUGCCCGACAGUGGGAAGCAGCACCUGCAGGCUCUGUUUGAACACAGUAUAGAAAAGGGCUUGGCAUUCCUGAGGAAGUACAAACACUUCCAGAUGAUCACCGUCCCAGAACUCAGCAUCGUCUCCAGUCUCUGUCAUAUCCUAAUGGCUUACCUUGAUUUUAUCAGCAAAAAUGGAGGCUUUGGAAAUCCAGACAAGGAGGACCUGCGCCCACCUAGCUCUGACAGUCGCUCUUCAAGUCGAGGUUCUGCGUAUGGCACAUCGAGUCGUGCCUCUCGUGCUAAGAAACGUGGAACUAAGAAGCAGAACAAGUUCAACUUGGCCACCAUGGAUGAGAAUCAACCAGCUAAAGUCAGUACUGCAAAGCAAUUCUUUUUAAUGAAAAGUCCUGGACAACUGCUGAACUUGCUGGGCAAGCUGUUUGUGUUUGCGUUUGCAUGGAGUAUGGGUGGAACUCUCAAACGGCAGGAGGACAGCGAUGACGAUGAUACGGUGAACCGCCGCGGUGCUGACAAGAUGGAGAGAGAGGUCAACAUCUGCUUCGAGUUUGACAACUUUGUCAGAGAAGUCUUUGAAAUAGAACCACCACUUGGUAUCCGACUACCUGCAGGAAGCAGAAGCAUCUUCAGUUACUUCAUAGACAUGGAGUCCGGCCACUUCAUACCCUGGGAUACUCUCGUGCCGUCCACAAAGUCCUUGAUUGAGAAGGGACUUGUCAUCACGAUCGGAGAGACAAUGGGGGUUAUGACGGACAACAAGAAGGGCUAUGAGUCAAAGGAGGCUGAGAUUGUCCCCACUGUGGAUAUCCUGAGGUUCUCAUUCCUAACCAGCUUGCUGGUGCUCAACAAGCACCCAGUCCUUCUUACAGGUGAUUCGGGUGUCGGCAAGUCUGCUAUAAUCAACUACAUGCUGAAACGUCUUGAAAAGGAAGGCGGAACCUCGUUCAAUUCGGGGACAAUCUUGGGAGAUAUCUUCCAGUAUUCAGAGAGGCAGUCAUCCAUUCUGGAGAACAUCAGCAUGCUGACAAAGUUUGGGGAUGACGACAAUGAUAAGAAUAUGGAUGAAAUACUCGGUACCUCGAAACCGAAACUGAACACGGGAAUACUGAGCACCACAAUCCAGUUCUCUGCACAGACGAGUUCUGCUCGACUCCAGGCCCAGAUCAUGCACAAACUGAUCAAGAAAAGCAAAGAUUCUCUGGGAGCCCCAAAAGGAAGGAAGGUCAUUGUAUUUGUGGAUGAUCUUAACAUGCCAGCCCCUGAGGAAUAUGGAGCACAGCCCCCACUGGAGUUGUUACGGCUGUUUUUGGAAUCUGGCGGAUUUUAUGAUACCAAGAAAAUUGUUUGGAAGGACAUUGUUGAUGUGACGCUAGUGUCAGCCUGCGGUCCACCUGGAGGAGGCCGUAACCCAACCAGUCCACGACUUCUCAAACAUUUCUGCAUGCUGUCACUGCCGACUCCUUCCACGCGUUCACUGCAGCACAUCUACCAGGUCCAGCUGGGACGCUUCUUGCAGGACGGUGAAUUCAUGCCCGAGGUGAACGAGUGCGUGUUCUCGUUUGUGUCGGCCAGCAUUGCUGUGUACUACCGCAUGUGUGGCAGCAUGCUGCCCACCCCCACCAAGUCACAUUACACCUUCAACAUCCGAGACCUCUCAAAGGUUAUCCAGGGUCUUCUUCAGGCUCACAACUCUGUCAUUGUAACCAAGGACAACUGUGCCCAGCUGUUUGCUCACGAGGCCACACGAGUGUUCCAUGAUCGACUGAUCAACAACGAAGACCGACUCACGUUCAACGAAAUACUCUCUGAUAACCUGCAUGACUAUUUCAAGGUGACAUGGUCUGCAGAGAAGCUAAUGAAUAAUUCUGUCCUGUUUGGAGACUUCUUUGACAUUGAUGAGGAAGUAAAUCGACACAUUUAUCGACCUAUUUCAGACUAUGCUAAGCUGUCUAGGGUGCUGGAGGAACUGCACAUAAGAAUGCACUUUGGCAACAUUGAGUCGACCCAGUUUGUGUUUUUCAAAGAUGCUGUUGAGCAUAUUCUGAGAGCGUCUCGUGUGUUCAGACAACCUGGGGGACAUCUUAUGUUGGUUGGAAUGGAUGGAACGGGAAAGUCAACCAUUGUCAACUUGGCUGCCUAUAUUUCCGACUGUGAACUGUUCCGUUUGACUCUGAACAAAUCGUACAACAUCCCUGAAUUCCGUGAUGAUCUGAAGAAAGUGUUUCUGAAGACUGGUGUCCAGAACAAAAACACAGCUUUCCUGCUAACUGAUUCUGAUAUUGUAAAGGAGAGCUUUCUUGAGGAUAUCAACUGUAUUUUGAACUCUGGUGAAGUACCCGACCUGUUUGACAAUGAAGAACUCGAUGGCAUCACAGUCGACUUGAAGGGAGCUGCAUCGGAGGCGGAGGUCCCCGACACCAGAGCAGCCGUCUAUCAGUUUUUCCUGCAGCGGGUUCACCGAAAGCUCCAUGUCGUGUUGACCAUGAGUCCCGCUGGUGGUGUGUUCCGCCAGCGGUGUCGGAUGAAUCCUGCACUCAUCAACUGCUGUACCAUUGACUGGUACGACAAGUGGAGCGACGAGGCCAUGUACAGUGUGGCUCAGGUUUUCUUUGAGAACACCGAGUUCAUUGCUGAUUCUCAGUAUGACAUUGAGGAGCUGAAGGGUAAGGUAGCCCACGUGUGUGUGAAUUUCCAGCAAAUCAUUUCGGACACAGCUGAGCGGUACUGGCAAGAGAUGCGCCGUCGCUACUACACCACGCCCAGCAGCUACAUGGAGUUGAUCAAACUCUACACCAGAAUGCUCACUGGCAACAAGACUGAGCUUAUUAAAAAUAAGGAGAGGCUACAAGUUGGCCUGUCAAAGCUGUCGGAAGCCAAUGACCUGGUGGGGGUCAUGCAAGAGGAACUUGUAACCCUUGGUCCUAGAAUUGAAGAGAAAGCUAGAGACACAGAGGUUCUAUUGGUUCAGCUUGAAAAGGACCAGGAGGCAGUGGAACAGGUCCGCAAAAUUGUGGAGGAGGAAGAGAGCAUAAUGAAGAAAGAAACCCAGAUUGUCCAGGAUUAUGCUGCAGAGUGCCACAAAGAUCUUGCAUCAGUACUGCCAGCCCUACAGACUGCUAUAGCUUCUCUGGAAACACUGGACAAGGCAUCAAUAUCAGAAAUCAGAGUGUAUUCAAAGCCACCUGCCCUUGUGAAGACUGUCAUGGCUGCAGUGUGUGUGCUGUUCCAGAAGACACCUGACUGGGCCACGGCCAGGCUGAUGUUGAGUGAUCCAGGCUUUCUGAGAAAACUGCUUCAGUUUGAUAAGAACAGUCUACCAGACAGGGUGUUUGUAAAGCUAAAGAAGUAUUCCAAGAACCCUGACUUCAUUGCUGAUUCUGUGGGGAAGGUGUCUGUGGCCUGUCGGUCGAUUUGUGAGUGGGUGCUAGCUUUAGAGCACUACAAUGAUGUCUACAAGAUGGUAAAACCAAAACAGAGAAGGGUGGAAGAGGCAAAGGAGGCUCUAAGUUUAGCUGAAGAUCACCUUGCCAAGAAGCAGGCUAGUCUUAGAAAGAUUGAGAACCAUUUGAAGUUGAUACAGCAGCAGUACCAGGACAGUGUGAACCAGAGAGAAGGUCUGAAGGAACGCAAGAAGAUAACGGCACUUCGACUGCAGAGAGCAUCCGUGCUGAUCUCCGCACUAGCUGAUGAGAAGGUUCGGUGGGCAGUUUCUGUACAACAGCUGAAUGUCAAACUGAAGAGUGUUGUUGGUGAUAAUCUUGUGUCUGCGGCUGCAGUGGCAUAUCUGGGAGCGUUCACAGCCAAGUACCGCAAGGAUCUGGUGGAAAAGUGGAUCACUCUAUGUCAAAAAGAAUGUAUUCCACUUUCUGAAGAAUUUGAUCUAGUCAUGAAUAUGGUGGAUGCAAAUAGUGUAAUGAAGUGGCAAACAGGAGGCCUGCCCCGAGAUGCUCACUCCACAGAGAAUGCAACUUUUGUGAAGAAAGCCAGAAAAUGGCCAUUACUAAUUGACCCUCAAGAACAAGCUGUAAACUGGGUGCGGGAAAUGGAAGGCCAGCGACUCAAGUCUGUUGGUGCCACUGACCCUCAUCUGAUGCGCACAAUAGAAACUGCUAUUCGAGUGGGUGCUCCAGUACUUGUUGAGGAUGUCGGUGAACACCUGGAUCCAGCAUUGCGACCAGUUAUUGCACAACAAACCUUUCAGCGAGGAGGACAUCUUAUUAUCAUAAUUGGAGAUACAGAAAUUGAGUAUAAUCAAAAUUUCAGAUUGUACCUGGCUACAUCGAUGGCAAAUCCUCACUACCUGCCAUCAGUGUUUAUUGGAGUUAAUAUCAUCAACUUCACUGUCACCUUUGAUGGGCUGCAAGAACAGCUGCUAUCAUCUGUAGUCAAAAAGGAACGUCCAUACCUUGAAAGUCAGCGCAUGGAUCUUUUGGAGAGUAUAACCAGUGACAGACAGUUACUGAGAGACCUGGAGAACAAAUCACUUGGACUGUUGCAGAAAUCAGAAGGUCAUAUCUUGGAUGAUCAGGAUCUGGUUGACACUCUACAGAAGAGUAAAGGAAUGGCCGAGGAGAUCUAUCACCGGGUUAAUCAGUCGGAGGAGACGGAGAAGAAACUCAACAUAGCCAGAAAGAGAUAUUUACCAGUGGCCACUCGAGGAGCAGUGUUAUAUUUUGUGUUGGCUGAUCUUGCCUCAAUCGAUGUCAUGUAUCAGUUCUCACUGACCUGGUUUCAAGACAUGUUCUCCAUGUGCAUAUCCAGUGAUGGCGAACAGCGGACUCCGACACCUCCAACAGAGCACCUUAGUGGCGUCUUACGACCUUCCAGUGUGGCAAGUCUGUACAAAGACUCGGAUACCGACUCGUCCAAUUCCUCCAAUGGGUCCGCUCUGCACAAAGAAUUGGAGGAGGUGAUGUCGCACUCGGAACUGGAAGUCCUCAAAAAGCACUUGAGGAAGAUGAUUGAUCGCCUGACGUACAGCAUCUACAGAGUAGUCUGCGUGGGCCUGUUCGCGUACCACCAGCUCAUGUUCUCAUUCAUGAUCACCAGCAGUGUGAUGAGGGUCAACUCCAAGUUUGAGGAUCACACGAGCUCCAUCGGGAACAUCAACGAGACCGAGUGGCUGGUGUUCCUACAGGGCAGCAUCAUGGCCAGCAUGACUGACAGCAAGGUGCUGACAGAACACGAUGGGUUAACAUCGAUGGAAAGACUAGAAUCUGAAGCUCACGCUGGUGAUAAAGAGUGGAGACAACAUAAGACUCCCCCGAAGUGGAUCAAUGGAAACAUGUGGCUUCAGUGCCAGCACCUCGACGCUACCCUGACUGUGUUUGAUAAGAUGUGUCGCAGUAUCCUCACCUGCUCCUGUCAGUGGGACGCCUUCUGUACAGCAGAUAAUCCUUACACCUUCCUGGCUACACCAUUUGUUCUAGAGUCGACAGGACAAGAAGGUGAGGAGAACGUAACACCUGGACAAGGUUUUGUAUUCCAAUGGGAGAACCUGUCCUGCUUCCAGCGUCUUAUCCUCAUCAAGAUCUUACGACUGGACAUGCUGUCUGCUUCCGUGGCCACAUUCAUCGAGGAACAGCUGGGUCAGAAGUAUUUGUCGACUGGCGCGUUUGAUCUCAAAGAAGUGUAUGAAGAUUCAAAAGCCAAGACACCACUCAUCUUCAUCUUGUCACCAGGCUGUGAUCCAGCUACUCAGCUGUUGAGAUUUGCCAAGGAGCUACGAGGUAGUACCUUACAUCUGGACAUGAUCUCCCUGGGUCGAGGUCAGGGACCGAAAGCAGAAGAGCUCAUUUCUAAAGCUCAAAUUUUGAAGGGAAGAUGGGUCUUCUUACAAAACUGUCACCUAGCUGCUUCCUGGAUGCCAAGACUACAAGCCAUUGUUCAGAAAUUCAGUAAACCCAACACUGACACAGAUCCUCAGUUCCGUCUGUGGCUGAGUUCCAAGCCUGAUCCUUGUUUUCCAAUCUCCAUUCUACAGACAGGCAUCAAGAUGACUGUAGAAUCUCCACAAGGCAUUAAGAACAACAUGCAGCGUAUGUUUGGCAGUGGUGGCACGGGCAUAGUGACAGAGAAGCUCUACAAUGAAGGUGUUAACAGGCCUGAGUGGCGCAAGCUGCUGUUUGGACUCUGUCUCUUCAACAGCGUCAUCCUCGAACGCAAGAAGUAUGGCACUUUAGGCUGGAAUAUUCCUUACGAAUUCAACGACUCAGACUUAGAGGUUUCACUCUUGAAACUCCAAAUGUUGCUGGAAGAACAGGACACUGUACCGUGGACAGCACUCCGUUACCUGACAGGGGAGGUAACUUUUGGUGGUCGUGUCACAGAUGACUGGGACAGGCGAUGUCUUCUCAGUAUGCUUGGAAGGUUUUACUGUGAGAACAUUCUCAAGGAAGAUCAUACUUUCUCAGCAGAUGGACAAUAUAAGCCCAUUCCAGACACCUACACCUUGUCUGAUGUGAUUAAGUACGUUGAAGAACUUCCCAACUAUGAAUACCCUGACAUGCUGGGUAUGACGGAUAAUGCUGAGAAGACAUGUCGGGAAAUCCAGGCUGGUGAAUUUAUUGACAUCAUUGUCAGUGUUCAGCCACGCAUCUAUGUUGGACUCACAGGAUCUCAGAAGAGUAACGAUGAAAUUGUGUUGGACAUAUGUACGGACAUUGAUAAACAUCUGCCCAAGAGUAUUGAAGAAACUGAUGACGCAGACACCGCAAACAAAGGGACUCGGCUGCUGCCACGCUAUUCUUUGAAGAGUCUCAUUCUGAAGGAGAGUUCUACUGAUCUAAGGAUCAAGCAGAAGGAUAGACUAAUGUUGGAAGAAGCCACAGAUUCCGUGCUGGGCAACUCUGCCUUGAUUACAGUGCUUCGUCAGGAAAUCGAUCGCUUCAACAAUCUGCUACAUAUCAUCCACAAGUCUUUGUCCGAGCUAACACAGGCAGUUAAGGGGGAGAUAAUCAUGUCUGAUCUUUUGGAAGAUGCAUACAAGGCCUUGCUCACUCAAAGGGUUCCAGCUCAGUGGAAGAUGGUGGCCUAUGAAUCUCGAAAGCCCCUGGCGUCGUGGGUCAGGGAUCUGGUAAACCGUGUGGACUUCUUCUCGCUGUGGGCCGAGCUCAUCACGGGAUCCAUAGAGAGGAAGUUCAAGGCUCUCAGUAACGUCAAUAAGCCUGCAUCACAGACACAGACGGCCACCUCGCCUGACGACGAACUCGAGGAUACCUAUCCAAUUCAGCCACACAGUUUCUGGCUUCCAGGAUUUUUCUUUCCACAAGGUUUUCUCACUGCUGUGUCUCAGAAUCAUGCCAGAAAGCAGAACAUCUCGGUUGACUCUUUGACCUUUGAAUAUAUUGUCCAGCCAGUGAAAACAAAUCUUGAAGAGGAUCCUUUAAAAUAUUCUCAAAAUCUCAAAAUCAAGGAGGCAGCAUUUACUUCUAACCAUGGCCCAGAAGAUGGUGUGCUUAUUUUUGGUCUUUUCCUGGAUGGAGCCCGAUGGGAUCCCACCACUUACUCCCUGCAGGAUCUGCAACCCGGUCACAGAUUCUGCUGUCUCCCGGAAAUACACUUCAUGCCUGUACAGAUUCAAAUUCCAUCUUCUGUUGAGAAAUCUGGCAGCAAAACGGAACAAGAUGAUGACCAAUUGAAAGCCAAAGGUAAAGAAUCUCAGACGUAUGAAUGUCCUCUGUAUCGUACGUCCACUAGAGCUGGGACGCUGUCCUCCACUGGACACUCUACCAACUUUGUCUCGUCUGUUGACCUGCCGUCUGUUCAACCACCAGACUUCUGGGUGUUACGAGGAGCGGCCAUGCUCUGUCAGCUGGACCAAUAAACUUCUACAUCAGACUCUGUGCUGUAAACCACCUUAGGGACAUACUGCUGAACCUGCUGUAAAUGAAAGGUCGGCCAUUUCCAUUCUGCAUAUAAUCCAUGUUUACAUUCAAAUUUGUGUUGCUGUAAACCACUUAUGCAUACCACUGAACCUGCUGUCAGCCAUUUCCAUCCUACAAUUAAACCACGUACUGAAAAUUAUGAAAGAUUAGGUUUUUUAAAAUUUGAUGAAGACCAGAUUUAAUAUUUAGAGAGGUAAUUUUAUUAGUGAUCAUGAUAAUUGAUAAGAUAGUUAUUCAUACAAAAUACAGUAACUCAAAAUGAUGAUGAUGAAAUAUUAUCUAUUUGUACGGUCUCAGUAAAAGUGUGGUUUUUCUCACUGUGUUAUGCUCACAGAUAUUUUAUAGUUUACUGUAUUUUGAAAGACUACCUACCUGUUUAUAAAGGGCAGUUUUAGCAGAACACUUGAAUUAACUUUAUUCAUGAGUUUCACUAAUUUUUACUGAUGGGUUGCUAAAUAUAUAUUUUUAAAUGUUUAGAUAAAAUGUUUAGUUAAUGUGUGAAAAAUUAAAGUGAGUCCAUUGAGUAUUAAUAUAAUUUCACUUAUACUUCAAUGCUUUCUUUACUGUAGUGUUAUACUUAUGUGACAUAUAAAUCAUUGGUUUGUGCUUUUUCAUUGAAAUGUGACAGGACAAAAACAUUUGUAAUAUAUGUGUGUAUAGUAAAUAAUAUAUUACAUGAAUGUAUGAUUAAAAACUGUGACUUUUUAUCAGAAUUAAAAAAAUAGUAUUAUCUGAAAGUGAGUAUUUAUCAGAAUCCAGAUGUUUAUAAAAUAUAGACAAAAUAAGGUAACAGCAAAAAUGUAAAAUAUGUUGUUAUUUGUUUAUUUAUAAGAAAUAUAUAUAAAAUAUAUUAUGUAUUUGUUUAUUUACAAGAAAUGCAUAUAAAAUAUUAUGAAUAUUGUUUGAUAUCUUUAUUAUAAUCAUCCGUCCAAUGUUGGUUUGCUGUUAUUUGAUACUGCUGAACUAUAUUUGAUUAAAAUGUCAUCAUAUUAUUGUACAUAAAACCUUUACAAUAAACUUUUCAUGCUUUGUUUUAUUAACAUGCUCAUUUUAACCAUGUGGAUAAUUCAGAGGAAAACACUGUAAUAAGUUGUACAUUUUGUAUACCAUAGUACACUACAAGACAUAAUAUUAGUUACCUUGUAUUAUUUACAAAGCAGUAUUGUUGAAGUUUUAUUAUGUACCAGUUUCAGAUUUUAUGAUGGAUGAAGAGUCUCAAAUAAUCUUUAAGAAAAGGUUUAUUGAUUGUAGUACCAUCUAAAAGAAAAGGUUUAUUGAUUGUAGUACCAUCUAAAAGAAAAGGUUUAUUGAUUGUAGUACCAUCUAAAAGAAAAGGUUGAUUGAUUGUAGUACCAUCUAAAAGAAAAGGUUGAUUGAUUGUAGUACCAUCUAAAAGAAAAGGUUGAUUGAUUGUAGUACCAUCUAAAAGAAACAAUCCCAGAUAUUUUAGAAGAAAUAAGGGUAGCAAAUGAAGAAUAUAGUCCAACAAUGACUUGCCCUGUAGAUUUUCUUUUAAUAUUCUUGUGAAUCUAGUUUUAUAUAUAGUUUUUAAAUUUUGGCACAUCUUUAAGUGGUAAACAAAAUACUGAGUUUUAAAUGGAUUUCUUUUGGGGUUUUUUUUUUUUUUUUUUUUUUUUUAAUUGUACAUGCAAAGCCUGUGGACAAACCGUUAUUAUUCACCACCUAUGACUAACAUCUUAUUUCUGGCAUUUUUCAUAUUCACUACUUAACGUGUAUUCUGUAAUAUAUGUUUUAAAAGAGAAUAUGCAGUAUGUAUAUACCAGAGUCUUUGAAAAUAAUUGAUCAUAAUUGCUACUCUCAAAAUCUUUGUCAGUCUCCAUUCUGAUUUCAGCAAUAAAAAAUAUUAAUGUUAAUAACAUUACCAAAAAAAUACCACUGUGAUACUUAAUUGUGAUUGUGCAUACAGCAUUAUUUGUCUUGCCAAAUACUAAUACAUGUAUUAAUAUUUUUGUAUAUUUUUACAAUUGUUGAUUUCUUUUUGUGUUUUGUUUUUACAGUAGAAUUGUUCAAACUAUAUUGCCUUAGUGACAAAACUGUUUUUACAGUAGAAUUGUUCAAACUAUAUUGCCUUAGUGACAAAACAUUUAUAUUAAUAUAUUAACAAGACUAGCUUUAAUGGAGCAGAUUAUAUGAAUCAUUCCCUUGCCAUGUGGUAACUAGUUGUACUUAAGUAUAACCAAUCAAAUUAAGGUAUCCAUUUACAAUAUUUCAAUUAAUAACACCUACAUUAAUAUCAUAUUAUACCCAUGAAUAAACACUUUAUCAACUUACUAUUAUAAUUCAACAUUAUUUUUCCAUGUCUACAAAAUAAAAAUUAAUUUAAGGCUUUGUUAAUUACUUUAAAUAUUGGAAACCUUGGGACAUUUUAUUCUGUUAAUUAUGUGUAUGCAUUUCUAAAUGACGCAUCCAAGAAUGAACAAAUGAAUGUAACUUUGUAAAAAAAAGUUAUAAAAAUAAAUACAACUGUAUUGAAGUGUAUUCUGCUUUUAGAUUAUGGAACAAAGUUCGAAGUAACUUUCAAAGUAUUGACUGCACUGAAAAAAACAUUGUUUAAUAUGCAAUUUAUAAUGCACAUUUACAUAGGUUGAAAGUUAAAACAAUAGAUGCAGAAUGACAGUUUUAAUAAUAAAGUACAUGCCUUAAUGUUUGAUUAGGCUAAAUGUUUCUGUCAUUAUUCAUUGUUCCACAUCAUCUGUAUUGAUGGUUCCUUUUAUUUUUACUAAAAAUAUCAUUGUGUAUAAAAUUAAUACGUUCAAUGAUUAUCCACUCAAAUUUCUUUUUUUCCUUUUUUUUUCCAAUACUGCUGAAUUUGGAUUUGAGAUACAUAUAUAUAUAUAUAUAUAUAUAUAUAUAUAUAUAUAUAUUGGAUUAUUAUUAUUAUUAUUAUUAUUUUAACAUAUUAUUUGAUCCAUUUUGUUUACUUCCAGUUUCAGUUAAAUAGAUAUGUGACAUUAUUUUUGUUUUCCCGGUACUUAAACUCUUUGUUCAAUGUAUGAUUGAAAUAUAUAUAUAUAUAUGAUUUGUACAUAAAAUUUAUGAUGACAA
Messenger RNA from Gigantopelta aegis, 18120 nucleotides. RefSeq names its product dynein heavy chain 6, axonemal-like. Gene Ontology annotation, cellular component: dynein complex. The record is from RefSeq and is a predicted model, not a curated record. Gene Ontology annotation, biological process: microtubule-based movement. The coding region runs from base 78 to 14993 and encodes 4971 amino acids. Lineage: Eukaryota; Metazoa; Mollusca; Gastropoda; Neomphalida; Peltospiridae. Gene Ontology annotation, molecular function: dynein intermediate chain binding; ATP hydrolysis activity; dynein light intermediate chain binding. The transcript has 85 exons.